This is a messenger RNA of Phytophthora nicotianae INRA-310, 330 nucleotides long. RefSeq lists its product as hypothetical. The transcript has a single exon. The record is from RefSeq and is a predicted model, not a curated record. The coding region runs from base 1 to 330 and encodes 109 amino acids. NCBI's taxonomy places the organism in Eukaryota, Oomycota, Peronosporomycetes, Peronosporales, Peronosporaceae.
AUGGAAGCGGUGGCCGCACUCAGCUGUGAACAAUGCGCGUCCCAGCGCCAGUUCGUCCAGACAAAUGACGCACUCGGGGGCGUCUUCCAUGACUGCCAACGGGACGCUCUUGGCGGACGGCGCGGGCUCGGCCGACGCGGGGGCUACAGGUGCUGGACUCGGCGUGCUGUUAGCGUACGCAGCGCGGUGAAUCGGCCGCCGCCGCGCCUCCACGUCGCUCCAUCGCCGCACACGAACAGCGGCCAUGCUAACUUGCUUUAUGUCGGGAAGAACGACUGUCGCAGUUGGGAAAUCCAGAUCGAUUGUAAAUAUUCGGAAACUUUAACAUAA